Messenger RNA from Didymodactylos carnosus, 128 nucleotides. The record is from the annotation of a GenBank genome assembly. Lineage: Eukaryota; Metazoa; Rotifera; Eurotatoria; Philodinida; Philodinidae.
AUGGGUGUUUGCGAUUUCGCUGUUUUUAUUUUAAAUGAAUUAGUAUUAAUAACGGAAGUAAAACGUCCAAAAUGUCUUGGCGCAUGUGAAUGUCAUGAUGAGAAAUGUAAAGAAAAUCGUGAAGAAUU